AUGGAACGUUCUGCAAAGACUUCACAUAAUUAUCAAAAAUUAGCACUGAUUAUUGGUAAUGGAAAUUACCAUCGAUCGAACAAUCAAUUAAGUAAAUCUAUUAUCAAUGCUGUAGAACUGUCAACUAUUCUCAAACGACUUAAUUUUAAAAUUACACUAUAUAUUGAUGUACGUACAAGCGAAGAGUUAUUGGGAAAUGUUGAAAAAUUCGCUAAAAACAUCAAAGAUAAUGAUUUAGUUUCGUUCUACUAUUCUGGUCAUGCUAAUCAAGUUAACAAGCAAAAUUAUUUAAUACCUAUUUAUGAUGAUAGAAUAUAUACUGAUAGAGAUGUUCUGGACAUCGGUUGUAACUUUGACAGCAUAUUUCAGCGUCUACUAGAGAAAACUUCAUCGCAUACAACUGUAUGUAUUUUGGACUGUUGUAAACCGUAUUGGCGAAUCGGUAAAUCAGAAUCACGUGGUGUAUAUGGAGGUAGAGGUCUAUAUGAAAUUCAACCAAUUGAAAGAACAUUGAUCCAGUUAUCUUGUGCUGCUAAUAAAACAUCUCGUGAUGAUUUAUUUAGUAAAAAAUUACUGAAACAUAUCGCUAAAGAAAAUAUCGAUGUUCGAGAUCUUUUCCAACUCAUAACGAACGACGUGUUAACAGAAAGCAAUCAGAUGCAGGAACCGUUAACUAUAAAUGGAAUAAAGCAACAUGAACCAGUCUACCUCAACAAAAUGAUGAUAAAUACAAAUAGUAGAGUUAGAACACCCAAUAUUGCACACAAUGCAAAAUGGAAAUAUACCGGUCUUAUCAUUGCCGGUGGUAAGAAUUAUAAAUCUACGAUGGAUAAACUUUACUGUCCUCAAGGUCUGUGUAUGAGCCGCGAUAAUCAAAGUAUCUUGAUUGCUGAUAGUUUGAAUCAUCGUAUUAUGCUAUUAAACCGAAGGACAAAAAGUUUGCAAAUAUUAAUUGAUAAAAAUCGAAAUGGAUAUGAAUAUGAUCAAUUGUCUGAACCUUCAGAUGUAAUUUGUGACAUAGAAUCAAAACGUCUUAUUAUUUCCGAUUAUAAGAAUCGACGAGUGUUGCAAUGGUGUCCUAGAAGCAGUACUGACCUGCAGAUAAUUAAAGACAAUAUCAGAUGUCGUGGAUUGGCUAUGGAUGACGAAGGAUCACUUUACAUUUCAGAUACAGAAAGACAUGAAGUGAGACGAUAUAAUAAUAAUGAUAGAGAAGGAACGGUAGUCGCUGGUGGCAAUGGACAAGGUAAUCAUCUCAAUCAACUCAAUCAUCCGACAUAUGUUUUUGUUGAUCGAGAUCAAUCUGUGUAUGUAUCAGAUUCUUGGAAUGAUCGUGUAAUGAAAUGGGAGAAAGAUAUGGAAGAAGGUAUUGUCGUAGCUGGUAACAAUGACAUCGGAAACAAUCUCACACAAUUGAAUUGUCCAGCAGGAAUAGUCGUCGAUCUGUUCGGUACAGUCUAUGUAGCUGAUCAUUGGAAUAAUCGAGUGAUGCGAUGGUACAAUGGCGCAUCACAUGGAGAUGUUAUUAUUGGUAAUUCACCCGAUUUAGGAAACACUACAAAACUAUUGAAUGGUCCAGAAGGUUUGGCAUUCGAUGGUGAUGGUAAUCUUCUUAUAGCAGACUCUUAUAAUCAUCGAAUCCUACAAUUUGAUAUUCGAUUGACUUAA
Adineta ricciae is the source of this 1668-nucleotide messenger RNA. Lineage: Eukaryota; Metazoa; Rotifera; Eurotatoria; Adinetida; Adinetidae. The record is from the annotation of a GenBank genome assembly.